ACUGCGUUCAUGAAGCGACGCUGCCAUGUUUCCAGCAUGAAAGACCUUUGAUUUGCGCAACGCCGGGUCGGUACGGAGGCCCCCAAGCUCAACCUCCGAGCUCAGGCGCGUAAGGUUCCCAUCAGGCACAUUGCAAAUUGUACACAAUCAUUAUGGCGGAUCAGGAUGGGAGAGGAGCAGAAAUGGAGAGUGAAGAACCGGUGCUGUGUGAGAACUUAAGCGAAGGGGACGCCGCGUCCUGCGAUCAAGCCUCCAAGAAGACAGACGGUGAAAACUCCGCAUCUCAGGACUCCGCUGUCAGUAACGGGGCCGACGGCGCCGAUGACGAAGGGAAAGAGAUGGUGGACUUGAAAAUUAUUUGGAACAAGAACAAAUACGAUCUAAGAAUUCCUUUAGAUGGAACGGGAGCUAACCUGAAGGAAAGGAUUCAUUCACUCACAGGUCUUCCGCCUGCUAUGCAAAAAGUCAUGUACAAAGGACUGCUUCCAGAGGACAAGACGCUACGUGAAAUUAAAGUAACAAAUGGUGCGAAAAUAAUGGUAGUGGGUUCUACAAUAAAUGAUGUCCUAGCAGUAAACACACCUAAAGAAGUUAUUCAGCAAGAAGUAAAGGCAGAGGAAAAUAAAAAGGAGCCUUUAUGUCGGCAAAAGCAACACAGAAAAGUACUGGAUAAAGGAAAACCUGAAGAUGUAAUGGCAUCAAUAAAAGGAACAAAGGAGCGCUUACCAACAGUGCCUUUAUCCGGAAUGUACAACAAAUCGGGCGGGAAGGUGAGGCUCACGUUCAAACUGGAACAAGAUCAGCUAUGGAUCGGAACCAAGGAGAGAACAGAGAAGAUUCCAAUGGGCUCCAUUAAGAAUGUGGUGACUGAACCAAUAGAAGGUCAUGAGGACUAUCACAUGAUGGCGUUUCAGCUGGGUCCGACAGAAGCGUCUCAAUACUGGGUCUACUGGGUGCCUGCACAGUUUGUCGACGCAAUCAAGGACACCGUCCUGGGAAAAUGGCAGUAUUUUUAAAACGUGCCUCACCCUCCCCCCACCCCCCCCGAACAAAACCAGGAAAGAAAUAUGAAAUAUGAGAGCGAUGAAGAAGGAUAAGGAGCCGGUGAGCAGCCUCCCCCCACUCUAAACACCCCCCCAACCCCAUCGGAAGAACUUUUCACACUGAAACAGUAACAAAAAAGGAGAAGAACGGAGAGAGCAGGAUUUCUGCGGGACGCAGUGCAUUCUGGGAGCGUGUGGUGGCAGUGUCCUUUUCUUGGCUGACGUCAUCACUUUUUUUUUUUUUUUUUUUUUUUUUUUUUAAAGCAAACCUGGCGAAGAAACUAAACGCAUUCAUAGGGUGUGGAUUCCUUUCCUCUCCCUCCCAGGCAUUCUCAAAUAAAGCUUAUUUAAGGAAAAAAAAACACAAACAAAAAAGGAGCUCUAGGACAUUUUCAUGGAGUAUAUUUAUUUCUUUAUCUUUACCCAAGCAAGCUUGCCAAAGUGUAUUCCUGAUAGGCCUCUAAUAGAUUAAUCUUUGCUCAUCUGCCAAACAAAGACUGGAUGUGACUUAGCAUUUUAAACCGCUGCCACAGUACAUUACAGGAAGUCUGCAUCUUAACCCCCGGAAUAUUCUAGAAGCCCAACAGCUGACAUCUGUGGGCACUGCUUUCCAAAUGGCAAACAUAGCGUAAUUGGGCUCUGUAGUUUGAAAUGCCAUGUGAUUUAUGUGGAAAAACUGGUUAACACAUUUGUGGGGAAACAAAACCUAUAGCACAUUCAAAAUAACAUCAUCUCAUCCUGACCUUAAUCACCUUAAUAAUGCACUUAAACAGGAUUUUCUGCAUUCGGCUUAGGCCUUCUUGCACACAAGUGAUCAGGGAGGUACCUUUCUAUGUAUAAUUUUGUUCUAGUUUUAUUGUCCAGUAUAGUCAUGAGGAACGUCUGCCAUGUAGCAGAGCCGGUUUGAGCCAUCGGCUGAAUGAGCAGUGGCUGAUUUUAGCCACGCUUGUGUAUGCAUGUCAAAACACACGUCAUGAGACCUCAGAUGACAAACUUUUAAAAUGGUAAAAUUGGUUAGUUCCUUUGACAUGUUUUGUGCUCGCACAAAUUAUCAAAAAUUAUUUUCAGAGAAUCGAUGAAAUGCAGCACAGAGGUUGGAUAGCUGCCUGACUGUUCCGUUUACCUGAAUGCUUAAUCUAAAAUGGAGGUGGCAAAGCAGACAAUGAGGCACUGGAUUCAUUCCAAUCACUUAUUUUUUAUUCUUUUCUUUUUUUUUUUCUUUAAUGCUUUAGCACAUACCUACCUGUUAAAUGUUCCUCCUUCAAACGUCAGUUUGAAGGAGCAAGGACAUUCUAUUUGCCUAAUUCGCUUCUUUUCCUAGCCUCUCCCAAUGGGUGGAGCUAGGAGAAGGAAAAGAAGGAAGGAAAAGGAAAAAAGAGGAGAAAAGUAAGAGAUUGGAAUGAGCCCACUGAGGUUUCAUGAACUCCAUAAUGGGUGGAGCUGUCAAUCACUGACUUGCUUGAGUCAGUCCUCUUCAUUAGUAAAACACUAUAUUUAAGUUGGUUGAUUUUAUGAAACCCCACUCUCCAACCGCGGUCAGAAAGGUGUAGUUAGACUUUUGCGCUCGACAAACCAAGGUGCGAUGUUAAUGCCAUUUUGGAUGAAAAAGUAACGAUCUCGCCAGGAAGUUAUUGGACGUUUUGAAUUUAAAUUUUCUUAGUGCGAACUAGUCUGCUGACGGCUACUACGUCACGUCUCGAGUUCAGAGUUAAAAGAGCGGGGCGAUGCGCUCAACUGAUCGACUCAGCUUACCGUUACGGAGAAAGUAGCUUUGCCUUCGUUUAAUUUGUUAAGCAGUCUGUCCUCGGUAAUGGUGCAAAGUUUCUCGCCGUGUCGUCCGCUGUUUUUGAUCUGAAGCGGGUUUCUGUGAAUUCAGAAGCUUGGCCAUUGUUUAAAAAGCUCAAAUUUCAAAAUCCAUCUGCCUGAAAUGGUCUCUUUUAUUUGAAAGACUUUGAUUUGAGCGGUACCUCUGAGAGAUGUGCCAGGUUUGUGCAGAAUUUCUCUGUCGUUGUGGUUUAAUAAGGUUGUAUUCCCAUAUAUUUCAUGUCAACCUUUCACGUGGUCCUUGUAAGAGAUGGGCAUGUAACAUUGAUACCUGUCCUAUAUAAUGGCUUCUUUUACAGCAGUCUACUCACAGAUCACAGGCCUUUCACAGUCAGUUGCUUGGACAUUUUUUAAAUAUAUAGUAAGACUAUUCAAAUUUAUGAUUGUAUUUCCAGAGAUUAUAAUAUAUGUUCAUUUCAGAGGUCUAAAUUAAAUACUUUUUUUUUUUUUUUUUUUUUUUUUAAUCCAGUGGUUAUGUUCUAAGCAUACAGGUCUCAUUUCCAGCCCUUUAAUUCAGUAAUAGGCCUCAAUUUGCCUAUCCCAUGGUUUAGUUUGUCCCUCAGUUUGAAUAACAAGCUACAUUUUUAUUUUGUUACAGAAGAUCUCUCAUGAGUUCAGCGGUUGCUGAAUGGAAUUAGUCAAAUUUCAAAGGGCAAAUGGUUUUCAGUCUAGUUUCAUUUCCAUCAUCAGUUUUGACAAAAGGAGAACAACUGUGACGUUGCACCCUUUUAUUUACACUCGUCUGCAACCAAAAACGAAUCAGGUUGAGUAUGUGUGUGGACUGAAAUUAUCCUUCUGCAUUCCUGUAGAAUUUUUCAUAAUGAGAGAAAUGGUAUAUCAAGCGCAUAAUGACAGCUACAUUAUAAUCAUGCGCACAAUGAUGGUUGUGAGGACAUUAUCUUCAUAAAUAUCACAUCCUGUUUUUCCAAGACAUAAGCUAGCAUUGCAACCGGAAGACUGAACCUGCCAGUCAUUGUCUGCUAAAUACACGACUCAAAAAUGAUGCUUGGUCUAUUCAACAGCCAAUAAUCAUUGAUACCAAGACAUUCUGUGGCAUGAAGAACAAAAACUUAAUAUGAACCACUUUAAUGCUAUUUAGUAAAAAUAGCCUUGUCUUUAGGAACACUGGUAAAUGGGAUCGAUGGAUUGGUUCCUUCCUACCAGGGGGAGGGCGGUGCUCCUUCUGAAGGCACACCCAGUAUUUUAUGCCCAUCUAGUUUUAAGGUACAGUCAACAUGUAGCAGCUGACCGAGGUGUUUUUCCAGAAGCGUCACGGCGUUCACACCUCCUGCUCACUUCACUUCUGAGUUUCUUUGGCCAAAGAACAGCGUCAGCCCUGCCGGGUCUCAUGAACAGAUGAAGUCGCCAUUGGCAAGCGACGCCUUGCAUGGUUUGUCUCGUGUUCAUAGCACAUGCUUCGUUCAGUUAUCAGAUUUUUAUUUUCAGAGCCAAUUCACUUGCACAUGGAUGUUUACCGUCAGAAUUUCAUAUUUUUUCUUCUGAAUUAUCUGUAAUUUUUUUGGGAUUCAGCUCAUUCAGCUCAUUGCAUUCAAAGAAAUCGACUGGCAGUUACAAAAUAUUAUCUGUUCGUCAUGCUCUUUCCUGGCUCUACUAACUGGGCAAAUUGAGCACCAAUGCCGAGAGGAGGUGAUCUAAAAUAAAAAUUAGCCAUCUUUGUAGUUUACAUUCAUGUGUGCAUUCAGAACAGUAAAAUGGCUGUUAAUGGGAUUUUUAGAAUGGCUCAGUCGAUGUGCACUGCUGGAUAUAACAGAAUAAACUACUUUUGUUUUA
This is a messenger RNA of Conger conger (European conger), 4658 nucleotides long. It is a transcript of the gene ubfd1, whose product is annotated as ubiquitin family domain containing 1. Bases 153 to 1016 code for a protein of 287 amino acids. The record is from RefSeq and is a predicted model, not a curated record. Lineage: Eukaryota; Metazoa; Chordata; Actinopteri; Anguilliformes; Congridae. Gene Ontology annotation, molecular function: RNA binding; cadherin binding. The transcript has 7 exons.